AUGCGAUAUCGCGGUGAUGAUCGGAAAGAGCCGACUAAUGCUUAUAAUGCGUCGUUAUCGAGCACGAUACCCCCACGAAGAAUACCGUCUCUAAUUGAUGGUAUCAGAGAGGGCCGAAUAGUGGACCCGUUGAAAGGAGCAGCCGCAGGUGCGCCUGUCGGUUCAUCUCGUAUUGUUGACCCCACCAAAGAUUUGGGUCCGCAGGUGAUUUACCCGAGUGCGCGUCCCACUUCUGCGGGAGGUAAUUGUUGUAGAAUAGAUAUUCCACUUUCACUUCUUAGAACGUUUCAUUUGUACGAUUCAUCUUUUGUUGUAAUAUGUGAUAAGUAUUGCAGUCCGUUUAUGUAG
Messenger RNA from Anisakis simplex (herring worm), 348 nucleotides. Lineage: Eukaryota; Metazoa; Nematoda; Chromadorea; Rhabditida; Anisakidae. The record is from the annotation of a GenBank genome assembly.